Messenger RNA from Xyrichtys novacula (pearly razorfish), 31459 nucleotides. Lineage: Eukaryota; Metazoa; Chordata; Actinopteri; Labriformes; Labridae. The record is from the annotation of a GenBank genome assembly.
GAGAGGGGUACUAAAGGGACAAAGAGGGGAGCUGUCUCUCACAUCUCAUCCUCAGCAACAGGUUGUAAACGUCCUGGAAGGUCUUUGCUGUUUUUCUUCGUCCGUCAGCGUAAGUGUGAACUUUCACUUUUUGAAUAUAGUUUAACUUGUCGACCGAUUAUGUGAAGUAGUUUCGCAAGUGCCAAAGUUGUGUGUGAUAUUUAGAAAAACUUUUCGCAGAGAUUCAGUUUCGGAUUGCAUAUGACAUAUUUGUUUGCAAAAGUGAACUUAGUGACAAAGAUUGCUGUGUGACCGCAACAUUUUUUCCUCAAUCUAAACCUUGUGCUGAAGUUGUAGAUCUCUUUUGUCACUUUUUUGCUGCUCGGGGAUUAGCUGGCUCUUGAUUUUUGGUUUAUGCUCUCCAGAAUUGAACAAUAGUGCUUUACACUGUAAGACUUCUGGCUUUGACCUGAGUGAGAAAUACAUUCAGUAUGAGGAAUUUUGGGUUUUCCCCUGCAGAGACUUAUUGUUUGGCAUUGCUGCUCUUGUGCAAGACUUCAGGGGUAAAUAUCCACGCAACACCAUGUUCAAGCUGCAAAAGUUUUUGCCUGGUUCCUUAUUCCAGGUUUAAUGUUUAACUCUUUUUUCAAUUUUUUAUUUACUGGCUGCUUUAAGUAGAAAUAUUUUUUCUGUGGAAGAUCUGUGUGUAAACUGAGCAUUCCUCCGCAGGAAGUAGGUGUGUCUGCACUGGUUUUGUAAGCAGUUUCAUCCUCAAGACACCUUCAUGAGAGGUGCUCAUUUUUCAUAAAUCAGGUAAUGAGUCGUUGUUAGCAGACAGUCAGGAUGUUUGUUCUCCUAGGGCUGUUUGGAUGUGCCCUCUGAACCCUGAUGAGUUAAUCUGAAACUAUGAUUACUGAUCCCAUGACUCUGAAGCUGUAAGUAAAGACACACUGAAUGCUACAGGCCAUAUUACUAUAAAGUAGCUCUUUGCUUCUGCUGAAGUGGUUCCUUUCAUGAAAAGAUAAACCAGAUGUUUCAGAGGACCACAAAUGACGUCUGGUGCACUCCAGGGGUGUCCUUUCAAGCCUGUGCACUCUGCAGUUUGUUGGGCUGUUUCUAUGACGUCAACUUAGAAAGGCACCCCCUUACUCAAGACAUAGAGGUCUUCUUACUUUCACUGUCUCCCUCCCCUCCUUUUACUCCAGGAACAUUCCUCCCUCUGGGCUUUAGUCCCUCCCUCUGUUGACACUUUCAUGGUUUGCCAUGAAAUAUUAAGGUGGAGUCAACUUUUCCCUCUGACCCACAGUUGUUCAGCCCUCAGGCACACAGAUGAGCAGAUAAAUGAGAGGGGCAGCACCCACCCUGCGGGAGUCCACAUUUGCUCUCCAUUUGGCUGUCAGAGAGACAGAGACAGGAAGACGGACAGGAAUCCUUCUCCCAAGCAAAACAAUCUUGAUUCUAAUGCAACCCUGAAAAAAUCUCUGUCUGUUCACUCUCCCUGGCUCUUUAAUGGAUUUUCACUGUUUUCUGAGAGUACUGUAAAACUGUGGCGAGUUCUGCUCGUGAUUCACAAGCUUCUACUUGUGGUUACAUAGAGGCCGGUGAGAGGUUUGUGUAAGUCUGAUCAUGGCCAAACUAAACUGUUACAGCACAAGACUGUACUCUCAAACUGCUCACUCGUUCAAAUUAUGGAUAAAACUACCCACAUACCACAAAUUACUGUCUGCCAGUCUUUAGAUAACAGCCAGCCCACAAGUGAACUCUGUGGACUUUGCCGUGGAAGUCCAUCUUGUGCAGCAACACUUACGAGUGUAAAGCAGCAAAGACAACCAGAAAUUCAGAAAAAAAGGGUCUUUGCUAUUAAGGUGACAUUAAAUCACUAAGUGAUUAAAAAUAUAAUGAAUUGCUUUACUUUUGUGUUCUUUUGGGCUGUUUGUUCUGCCUACAGAUGAGCUGUUUAAGACAUACAACACCUAUAAUGGCUCCUAUAUAAAGUUUUCCCCAUUCCUAGAAGACCCGCAGUAAACAAAAUUAUGUUAGACCAAGCAGACUGUAUGUUUCAAAAUCAAUACAGUAAUUUUUAUGACCACUACAGAGAAACUACAGUACGUUACAGUUGUUCUUAGGUAAAUCUAACCGGACAUAUGUGGGAAGAUUAGAAAACACUUAGAAAACAGUCAAAAGUGAGUCAUUAUUUAAUGAGGCUAAAUACAGAGUCUGUAGGCGAACAUUGUCGGGGUGGAUUGCAAAUAGUGGUGAACAUAAGCAGAGCUCGCAGCUCUAGCCUUUGGUCUUCCUUACUUACAGGUAAACGUCUAAAUGCUUGAGCUGAUCAUGCAUUACCCAGGUUAGGUUAUAGUUGUAUGCCAGUUUAACCAGACGCAUCCAGCUUAACCUCCCUUUUCUUGAUCAAAUGACUUAUAUGCGCUUAUGUAAAUUGUAGCUCAGUAGUAGCUGAGUAUUAUUGCGUAUAGCAAUAAUGCAACAGAGCGUUAUACAGAGCUAUAGUCCUGGCUAGCGACAGGUGGCUGUGACGUAGCAUUUGACCAGAAUUUCAGGCCCACAAUAUUAAAAGUAUUAGUGAUUCAUUUAACUGACUACUAAUUAAUGAUAGUGACAUUGUUUAAUGUUUAAGUUGACUUAACGGAGACAUGUCUAAAUUAAAGCACCCAUGUGUAGUUAACCUGGUCAUGAAACGGACUGAAAUUGAAACUGAUGUCUCUUUGUGAUUUACAAAAGUAAGACUGAUUAUUUCUUUGUUGUUGUUUAUGCGUAAAAGAGUUGCCAGGGUAGAUGUCAAAGGAAACUAUUCUUUGCACACUGUUGAAAAAGCCGUUUAUUUUGUUAUUUUUCCAUAGAAAAGAUUCUUGAUUUGUGUUUGGCUUCUAGAGGAAGUAGGGCAGAUACUUUUGUUCACACUAUUUAUAAAUGUUCUGUACAGAUCAGCAAAUCCAUAAGUGUCUAACUGGCUUUUACUUGAUGAAGUCCUCUCACUUUAACUCUGGUUUGGAUCAAAUCAGCCUGUAAGAUCUUUUAUUAAUCAUGCCUUUGUUUUGUUUUUGUCUCUUCGUAGAUCUUUGUCCACCUCCAGCAUCAUGCUUCGCCUGGUCACCAUUCACUGUCUAGUUUCCACCCUAAUGUUAACAUGGCCGCUGUGCUACGCCCAGUCAGACUCUGGCACCCCAACCAUCCAGCUACGUCUAGCCGGGGAGAAGCGGAAACAUUACGAGGGUCGUGUGGAGGUUUUCUACAAUGGAGAGUGGGGGACAGUGUGUGAUGAUGACUUCUCCAUCCAAGCUGCUCAAGUGGUGUGCAGAGAGCUUGGUUUUAUUGAUGCCGAGUCCUGGUCUCCAUCAUCCAAAUAUGGAAGAGGAGAAGGUAAGAAAACUAGCACCUAAUUUAUUUCGAGGGUCUGCUGGGUUUCAGGGAUUUAAACUGAACAUUGCAAUUAAGAUUCAUUUUUUUUAAAUAUACAAUUAUAAUCAAGUUACCUUGUUGAGCAAGACUUGAGGUGACCAUUUGAUGCCGUAUGUGGACUAAUUCAUCAUUUUACCGACCACGUUCAAAAGCAGUAUAUGUAUUGAUACUAUAUUCAUGUGUUCAUGGAAAUCCUUAAAUGAGGUAUCCAUUCCCUCAAGUCACUCUGCUAGUAUCCACUGGCACUGGUUUUCCCAUUAGUGGAGGACUCAGACACUGCAGUCAGGUCUGAACAUGAGAGUCAAGGGGGGUUGGGUGGGGGAGUCUUAGUGGAAACACUGAUUGUGUAAACUAGACACCCACACAAAGACGUAAUCUUAACUCCCCUUACUCUGUCUUGUAUGAAUUCCACCAACACUGUAAAAACACUGAUGAGAUUGCAGCAGUAAAUGUGAUAGCUGCUGGCUGCUGCUGCUGCUGGUAAAUGUCACUUGAUGGCUGUUAAUUAACUCUGUGGCCCUUGUUAAAAGCACAUGUUUUCCCACAGGGUCUGCCACAUCCAGGCGGCCACUACAAACGCACAGUAAUUGAAUUAGCAACUUAUUUCCAGAAGCACAACAGUAUUUAGAGCAUUUCUGUAAUCCCACUGAUGCAUAUGCUCUUGCAUGAGAAAAAUAUUUACAAGAACAAUUAACAAGCAGUUUUAUGUAUAUGUCUGCACUGCCUGAGAUGACAGACAAAUGGUGGUACUGCUUUUAAUGUCGCGACUGUAAACAAAAAAGGGAAGGAUCCAUGUGCAGAACCAAAAAUGAUUUAUUCAAAAAAGAAAGAAAUAAGAAGCAACAAAAACUCACUUACAAAACAAUCCAACCAAAAGAAAUCCCAAAGUCAAAAACACAAGGAGCCAAAUCCAAGGAACAAAAAACCACAAGGAGACACUGGAGACACUGGAGUCACAAAGAGGCAUUGACAUACAUUCACACACAACACAAAAUGAACCAACCAAGAAACAGGGGAAGACAAGGGCACACAGGGAAACGAGCAACGAGAGGCAGGUGAGACACUAAGAUACAGGUGCAGACAAUCACAGAGGAGGGAAAACCGAGGAAGUAAAAUAAGACUAGAAACACAGGGAAUAAACUACUACAAAAUAAAACAGGAAACACUGAAAACUGAUAAGGAAUAAAACACUGAGAACACGAGGGAACCAGGUCAGACACAAACUGAAAACUCACAAGAAAGGGCUACAGGGGAACAGGAACAAUAGGGCACAGAAACACUAGGGAAAAUACACUCAAUUCACAGGGAAAAACUCCAUAAACAGAACAUAAUGUGACAUUCAAGAAAUAGAGCUUCAAAGUUGUGCAAGGGUUUACAAAUGUUUAUAAAAGACACUGAUGUCUUUUUGAAUAUCUAAUGUCGCAUUGAGAGGUGGGGCUGGAUGUUUAAUUUUGGUAUCCAGCGUGUUCUGACUAAGCAUGCAUCCUGUCAAAACCCAAAUUACCCACCAUGUUCUGGGUAAUGAGAAAUGUGCGCUUCGUGUUCUGACAAAUCGAUGUUUAGUUUGUGGGAGAAGUAUUAUGAAAGCCGUGUAUUUGCUGUUUAGAGCAGCUGUGUGUGAAUGUGAGUGGGCGGAAACAACUGUUGUCCAGGUUUUCUUGUUGCCGGUGGAGACACAUGGCCAUAAAAGUGAUCAAGGGCAUUUUCCAUCCACCAUCAUAAUGUCUCAUGUGCCAGUGAAAAUAAGCACCAAAUGCUUCUAAUUGAAGACAUCACUGUAUAACUAGUAGGAGGACAUCCUUUUGGAUGCACAGUGGUUUUCCUGCUGGCGUGUUCGUAUCUGUCCCUCAGUCGCCUCUACACAGUUAUGAUUUGCAAGUGUAACAAGAUUUGUGCAAUGUGUAAAAAUAACAAGGUGGGAAACAGGACCGACUGCUCCGAGUUUAGAUGCUUGUUGCGAAGAAAAUAAGAGCCUACUUUUAAAAAGUCAUGGCUUACUAUUAACUCUCCCCACCCCUUCUUUUUCUUGUGAAAGUGUGUUCGUGGAUGGCCUUUGAAUGGUAGUUUAAACACAGCACAGAAACUGGCUGGGUGAUUGUUUAAAAAAAGGUGUACUAUGACCAAGCUGGUUCAUACUUGGAAACUCUGCAGUAUGAUGUUCCAGAGAAAUUAACUCUCAGCGAGGGACAGCAAAGUGACAGUGUAAAAUGAAGUCAUUCCUUAGUAUGAUCAGGGUUUUCUGUGGGAACGUGCCGAGACCUUCAGAAUGAUGAGCAGUCCAUUAGUUGUUUCCAUGACAACAGUCCUGCGGUUUCAACCCCCCUUCAUGUCUGAGUCAGGAUGGACAGCUGGACAGCAGAUGAACGCAUUACAACAUUAACUUGGCAGGUUAUGGCUGGAAGAAUGAGUCAGUUUAUGUUGGAGACCAAACACAUCUCCACGUGAGUAGGUUUACCGUUCCUUUGAAUGGAUUUCAGUGGAAAUGCUAAAACAGUUUUCAAAAGUUGGUGAUGCUCAACUUGUACCUGUUAAAGCAUAACUAAUAUCCCAUCUGUAUUUUCUCACGAAUUUAUCCCUUAGACAGAGAAGGUACCUGAGACUGGGGCUUUAUCCCCAUUUAGAGAAGGAUAUGAUUUAUGAGAGCGAGUGUCAGUAACAGAUUCAACAUGAAGGCCAAACAGCUGUCCUAAACUCCAGCGUGUAAGAACUCUUGUGUAACAUAUGUGUAACUUAAAACCAGCAUUAAAAAAAGAAGCCCUACAGUAUGAGAAAGCAGCAUACAGCCUUAUAUCAGAGUUGAAGUUUACAAUAAUAUCUAAUAUUUAUACAUCUGUUUUUAGAAGAAUGUUUGGUGACGUUUUUAGAUUUCUCUUUUGACCUUAUCAAUAAAUCAGCGCUGUAGCAUUCAACAGAUCAAAGUAAAACCAGCAAAGCAAAAUCAAACCGCUUAUUCAGUCUGCUGCAAGAAAGUUUGAUCAUAUUAUGUAUGUCUGUGCUUCUCACUCUUCAGGCCACAUCUGGCUGGACAACGUGCACUGCACUGGUGGAGAAAAGAGCCUGGCUCAGUGCAAGUCCAAUGGCUUUGGAGUGACUGACUGCAAGCAUUCAGAGGAUGUCGGAGUGGUGUGCACCCAGAAGCGCAUUCCUGGCUUCAAGUUCAUCCGGAACCAGGCCAACAACGAUGAGGUAGGUUUUCACAGACAAACACACUCACCAACAAGCCUGCACUCAGUUUACCCAUGCCUAUAUGCAAAUGAACUCACAGAAGUGCAAAGACCAAGGUGGGGUUGCUUUAUUAGAUAAUCGAUAACACCCCAGUAGCAACUACACAGGGUUCAAGUACACACAGGCAAGGUUAACAGAUGUUAAGAACAAUAAAAAAUGGAAGAAAGGAUAGGCUUUGGGUGAGGGAAAGAAUUUCAAAGGGUGCAGACAUCGCUUCAAGCACAAAGAAGUGAAAUACUUUCUUUGAAUGCUUCCAACUUUCCAGUCUGAGCCAGACAGAUCAGUGGGCUGGAUGUAAUGUCUGUCUGUAGAUAUUAUGAGCAGCAAUUUAAAAUGAUGAAACCGGUUCUGAUCAAAGACGCAAAACGCAUCAUGUAAAAUAUACAUAAUGUAGAUCUAUUUAAACUGGCUACAUAACUUUUACUCCACCUGGUCUUGGAAAACAAAUGGGCAUAGGACAGGAUUUUGUAAUCAUCUUUACAUACAGUUCAUAACAUUACCAGAGGGAUGAAAGAUAUAUUAAAUUCAACAAACCAUUCUUGUUUAUUUUCAGUUAUGAAAAUGAAUGGCUCUUGCUCUGAGUUUCGUAAAUUAUGUUGUUAAAUGUCAAAUGUCAUGUUUUUAUCCGUCUUCGUAUUCAUUAGUGGUAGGACAGAUAUAAUCAGUACAAGCAAGCCACUGAUCGCUUUAGCUGUAAAGUUGGCUAGCUAGACAACUUAUUGCCUGUUGAAUUCAGUGAUGUGAAAAAUCUCUGUGUGUUAAACCCUUUAAUUUGAUUAAAAAUGGCUCAAUUAGUGCUGAUUCUAACAUAUGUACUAAAUGAGACAGCAAGUCCUUCAUAUCUGCCAUGACAUCAAGCCUGUGAAAGAGUCACCCUGCAGCAUUCAACUGUACACUCCAAAAUGUGCACUAAUGACUUUCCCAGGCUCUUAUUAGUCCGACCCUGCAGACCCCUACUUUGCAGUCUGGAAGAUUUUUGGGAUGACUCACAGAGAGGGAAGACCGUCCUGUCUCGCUGCAGACAAACUCCUUUGUACCGGAUGGAAAGUCAGUGUGGGUUAGCGUACGUGACUGGAGAUAAGGAGAGAGGAGAGAAUAGGGGGUUUUCUUCAGCCUGUCAGAGAGAGAGUUAUUAAAACACUCUGCCAUGAAGAGUUUCCCUAUUAAAUCCAGACUGAGAGAGAUGAAGCAACAGUUCUUUGGCUGCUUGCAAGAUAGUAGAUGAUUUACCUCUAUGGAUGCUUUCAUAUGAAGUUUGCUUGCUUACAUUGGAAGUUUGACUACGUUACCAGACUCACUACAAGAACAGUGCCUUUGUUUUUCUCACUGGAUUCAAUUAAGACAACACGCAUCUGAAAUCCAUGUGUUGCCUCUCUGUCUCAUGCCUAAUGUGUCAGGGGAACAAAGAUGACGAGAGAGAGUUUUAAAUCCUCAAUGAUAGACAACUGAAAUGGAUUCACAGCAUUCUUAAUUUUACGAGCAAUGGGUGUCAGCAGCCCCUUCUUGUUCCCUGUUUGCUUUGUGCAUUUAGGGUCUCUGGUGUGUUAGUGCAGUAAGGUCCCACACCCUGUAAAUAUUUCCUUGGUCUGGUCCUUGCCUUUUAAGCGGCAGGGGAGGGAAUGGUAAAACGUGCAGCUACACCUCUUUAACCAUGCCUGAACUGACGUAAGCAAUGGGCAGCACUGUUCCUUUAAUCUGUUUACUCACAGCAUGAAUUGACAUUUUGUGCUCUAUCUGGGAAGUUAACACCCUUACUGAGUGUGCCCACAGUCCAAGGAAAGGUCAGUGCUAAAAAUGUGGAGUCACUGUUAUUUUUUACUCCUCUGUGAAUGCUUUUAGCUGAGAGAUGAUAAAUAUUUAUGUCUGAAGUGCAAUGUCUCUACUUGGGGUUCUCACUGGCUCUGUUGUGUCUGUAUAUAUUACAAGAUUCAAGUACCUGAAGAGAGGUAGAAAGUUGAAUUACAGGGAAUUAUUUCAAGGAUGCAGGUAGUAUUUUUACACAAAGUUGUGGUAAAUGUUUUUCUUAUAAAGUUACAAUUUGUUUUUGUGAGGCAAACUACUUUACUGUAUAUGUGAAUAUGAACAGAUACAGAUACAGCUUUAACUACAAACAACAGUCCUCUAGAAACAUCAGUCUUUCAUUAAUGACAACAUCUGCAUCUCCUGGCAAGAGGUGCAACUGAGGACAUUUUACCUCAUGAGCCAAAGUUAUAUGAGGAUACUACCUUCACAUAGUAUGCAGAGACUAGCAGGUAUCCUGGAAACUAAUUCCUUAGUCCCUUUCUCUGUUGCUCGAAGCUCUUGUUAGAGUUGUCAUUUAACCUUUGACCUCCAACCUCGGCUUUGUUGAAACAAAAUCAGUCUUGAAGCUGUCUGCUAUGAUCCCCGCUCUGAAGAGAAAAGCCACAUCUCUCACCAUCUCAACAUCUGUCAGCUUGUUAUGCAACUCUCCCGACAAAGCGAAGGAACAUACAUUCCCGGGUGUAUCAUUGUGAUAAAUAAUGUUUCUUAUUUUAUCAUGCAGCGUCUAAUUCUCCAAAUGUUGAACAAGCCAUCCCUGAAAUCUGUUCAAUCUGAAACAAUGGGAGUCUUAAUUUAUCCUAACCAGUUUCUUUGUUAACAAGCAUGUGUUUGUGUCAGAUGCAGUCUGUGAGUCAGUAGUUGGGGGGUUAGAUUCAUUGGCAGCACCACUUAGUAAGGAGCCAGGAAACUUUUGUUUAUCAUCUGUUUGGGACUUUUCAUCCAACUCUGCCAUGUUCCAUUAUUGUUCACGUGUGAAUGGCAUACUGCACGUGCCACCAGUGCUGAAUGCAUCCCCAGAAGAUGCUUCAGAUUUCAGUCUGUAUGUGUGAGAUGUUUAUAAGAGUGGGUGAUGUGUCAUUAAAGGAUAAUUAUAGGCUUGGGGUUUAAUAGGAGUUAUCCCGGGCCAUCUAACUCAGCGUGAUUUCCUAAAAAGCUGUUGUUUGCUGGUGUUGCGUAAUACAUUGUCUCCUGCAGAAAGGAAAUUUUCUGUGGGAAUUGUCGCUAAGGUAAGCAUAGUUCACUUUUAUCUGCCCCCUUUUAAAUAAAACAAUCCAUGUCUUUUUGUGUAAACCAUUGCGAAUUUGAAGUCCAGAUAAACCCCCCCAAAAGCAGCUGCAGUUACGUGGCAGCAGCUCUUAACCACAGCCAAACACUUAGAUCUAGAGUCAACACAAAGACGUCAACAGCCAGUCGCAACAACAGAACGCAGCACUGAAACGCAUUUUCAUUCCUUGCGCAUCUACACAGGGCAAAGGUUGCACUUCUCCAUGAGGCAUGACAGUCUCCUCUUACAAGAAUUCAGUUCCUCACACUCACUGCUGAACAACGAAAAGGAAACCCGAGCCCAAACUUGGAUUGUCCUCCCACACAAUGUAUGCAAGGGGCUUGUGAGGGAAGAGGGGCUGAGGGGAGAAAAGGUUGAUGUGUGUCUGGAGGCUUAAAGCCAGUUUCUCUUCUGUGGAUAAAGUAGCAGACAGUUUCCCCACAUGUUCAACAGCUGGAUCCCAUUGUGGCCUCAGCUCUGCUUUAAGCUGCAAAAUGCCCAAAAUCCAGUCUUAUAUCAGUCAUACUUUAACUUUAUGGGCCCCUAUUCGUACAUUGUGUAGUCUCAUACCCAGAGAACAUGCGUAUUAAAACUAAAGCUUUAGAUAUUACAUAAAUACAUUUUUUCAAUUAAUCUGCGCCUGGCCAAAAUAACUUUUUGAAAUGUUUUGAUUUAAAGGCGCAACUUUACAACUCCAGCACACAGUGAUAUUUCAACAGAGAUCAUAUAAGCUAAAAGAAAACUACUUUAUGGAAAUAAGUCACUGAUGUGUUGAUGGCAAGAUGAGAAAAUUGAUACCAUUCUCGUCUGUGACCAAAUGAAGCCAUGGGGUUUAUGUGCUGUAUCAUGAUGACUGUGAGCUUUCUCUCACAGGCACACAUUUUCAGGAAGUGUUGUGUUUAUGCAGGAAAUUUUCUGUCAUGAAACUCUGUGUGAAGCUACAGAUUGUUGCACACAUUAAGAUGAAAAGCUAAAAGAAUUUAAAAGGGAAUUUAAAAGUCUUUCAGUCUUGAAGCUAACAGUGCUUCAUCUCAUAUAGUGAGUCAUGGCACUCAACAAGAAAGUCAUCCAUGCACUGCUACUUGCUCUUCUUUCUGCAGUUAUGAUUAUUUUGGGAUAAUAAAUCUUGUCUUUUAUUCUGUAAAUCAACUUAUAAAUAUGAAGUGAAUGAAAACCCCUUAUCACUCCUCUAUGAGCCAAACUGCAGUACUCUUUGAUUAUUACUGACUACACUGUCCAGCAGGUUCAGAAAUUUCACUUAAAAGUUUUGUGUUAUUACGACAAAGUAUUAGGGCCACAUUAAGAAAACAAAAAUUUAAGACUUCGAGAUUAAUUUACGAGAAUAAAGUCAUUACUAAUGAGAAUAAAGUCGUAAUAAAGGAAUUACUUAUGAGGGUAAAGUCAGAAUAAAGUCCUUAUAUUCUAACCUGUUGUUUAAGAUGACAGUUGUUGAAAUGAGAGCCAUGGAGCAUUUCAUGAAAAUGUACUUCGAUAUAGGUUUCUCAAACAAGGAGAUACUUCAUCUUUUGGCACAUCAGUAUCACAUUAUUAUAAGUAUUAUAAUGAUGUUAUUAUGACUUUAUUCUCAUAACUAAUUACUGUAUUAGACUUUAUUCUCAUUGGUAAUGACUUUAUUCUCGUAAAUUAACAACUUGAAUCUCAAAGUAUAAAUUUUUGUUUCUUAGUGUGGCCCUAAUACUCUGUUGUAUGAUAUAAAAGUUGAUAUCAAAUUAAAAUGGUUUUUCGCGGACGAGGUUUGUGUGUGUGUGUGAGUGUGUAGGUUUGUUUUUAUACAGGUGUGAUCUACCUGUUAUGAUUAUUUAUGUUUCCUUCCUUCAUGGACACGGACAUUGCAGCACUAGGCUUGCUAAUAGGUAUUCCAGAUGCAACACACACACACACACACACACACACAUACACUAACACACACACACACACGUACACACGUACACAGUCAAAUCAGGCACACUGGGGGCCAUGAGUGGGGUGGAGCAGAUGUGAAAGUCAUUUCAAAGAGCCUCGCUGUUCUCCUGCUUUUUCAUCUAAACUGUGGACUGAUUAUCAUUUGUACUGAAUGUGUUUUGCAGAGUGGGGUGGGGUAGGUGGGUGUGUGGGAGGGGUGUGGAUGGGUGGGGGCACGUGCAGAUAAACGUGCGGCGCGGCUGGGAGGCUGAUUAAAGUGGAAGAAAUGCACAGUAGUGGAAGCAUUAGUCAGACACUGGCUAGACCGCAGGCUCAUGUUCACACAUCUACUGAGUGAGGGAACCCAGUCAGAAAAACAAGUCUGCCGUCCGGUUGGAAAACAUUCAGUAAUGGUCAAAGCUCACUUCACAGACCGGUAAUGAAAAGAAUGAAUCAAACAAUGUUUUUCUUUUUUUGGACAACACGAGACCAUGAAUGUGUGACUUUAAACAAUAGUUACAACAUUUAUUUACACAAUGAGGUAAUGACGAGUGUGUUCAGUGUGGCUUUUUCACUAUUCAAUAUUCUCACCGCAGCCAAUGAUGCUGCAGUCAUCAGACUAAACAUUUAAACAAGAAAUACUAGUUAUUAAGGAUAUUUUCAUACUGGGCAGGGCUGUACUUUAGAGGGAGUGCUCUCAUAAUGAAUCACUCACUAUAGUGCAGCAGCACACAGGGGAUGACUGUAAGAUCAGCUAACUUUAAAUGCUCAAUAAAGAAUCAGCUUCAGCUUAAAUCUAUGAACUGUAUAUAGAGGAGAAAAGCCAAGCCACAGUGGCACAUUUUGGUUUUACACAACUUUGACAGAGAGGAUAUUUUGUUUAUAUUACAAAAGUUCAGAAGGUUUCUUAACUUCUUAGUGACCCUAGCUUGCUGUUUGUACUUCUUUCCAGUCUUUGUGCCAAGCUAGUUUAAAUUUCAGCUGAAGGUAUGCUUCAUAUUUGCCAUGCGGUGAUAAGCGAUAUAUGUCUCCUCAUGUAAUUCUAGAUAAGAUAGCAAAAUAUUUCCUAGAACAUUGAACUGAUUCCCAAGAUUUUAUUCCCAGAAGCACUUUGUUAUGUGAGUUUUCCAAGUAAAGUUUCAAGUGUCUUUCAGUCGUGGCAGGUGAGAAAAUAUCUUCAUGUUUCAUGUUCUUUGUUUUUCUCAGUUACUUUCUACUUCUCCAGCAUUUUUCCUCAAAGAAAGCUAAAAAAGUGACCGGUGUGGAGAUUAUUUGAGCUUGUGCCAAACUGGAUUAUGCUGAAUUUAUGUCUAAUGGUCUGAGUUUGGGGAAAUGUCUGGACUGAUCCCAGCUGUGGGAGGGUGUGGGUCGUCGCUCGGCCUCACGUUUAGACAGGCAGUUUCCUCUGUCUGAGCCAAAUGCAACACUCGUCAAAUGUAUCUCUGUACCCCAUUUCAAUCUCACCUUGUUCCUCCUGGUCUGUCUGGUGUUUUAGUCUCACACCUGGCUUCAUUUUGAUUACUCAGGUUUUCCAUUUGGUCUUGUGCCUUUGUAUCAGUCUCUGUGUGUGGUAUUCAAGUUAAUUUGUUGUUUUUAGUGAGCUUUGUGGUGUUUAUGUCGAUAGUUUAGAUGGAUGUUUUGAAGCUACUAACACCAAAGCACUGAGAUAGGGUUAAAAAUUGAGAACAUGAGAUCCCUGAUCACGGUCACGUCUCCUCACCUUCUCCUCCUGCCAGCACAGACGGAAAACACUCUGUCAUGCUAUGGCCUGCAGGAAUGUGUUCAUGAAAGAGUGGUUUUUACCCACUCUAACCGCUGCGGUCAGAGGGAGGACGGGGGUCACUGUAGAAACAGUCUGACUUAGUCUUGGUUCCUCGUGUGCUGCAGUCUUUGGCAAACUGAGACCUUGGAGCCUUAAACAUUCCCUCAGGCUGACGCCAUCUCAGGAAACCACCCUGUGGGCAAAGGUUUAAUAUUUCUGCCUGGAUGUAGAGCCUUUUUUUGCAGCAGUGGAGAAGCAGGCUGUGUCAGCAUUUGCAUGCCACAGAGCAGAGUUUUGGCUCUUUUCGGCACCCACGGUGCAACCUCACACCCAGCCAGGAACUAACUGGAUAACUAGGUGCUGGGAGGGAAAUGAACAAUGGUAGAGUUAUGGGGUAGUUGUUUUCCCAUUAAACUGUGGGGGUCAAAGGUUGCCAUUCCUUACUGAUUUAGGGGUCUUCAAGACACAUGAUAGCGUACCAACUGUGGCUGGUGGCCCUGAUCUGACAAACGGGCUUUACAGCUAGCUUUAUAGUAGACUGUGGACCACCCGCAAAUUCUCGCCUUACCUGAACUCUGUCAGAACUUACUGUCUUUAAAACUUGAUUUAUUACCAACAUGUUCAGGAGUUUUGUUUCUUCUUUAACUUGAUCUAUCAGUGUUCUCUUUUUCUGCUCAUCCAAGUUAUCUUAGAUACAGGCGAGAAUUUAAGUCCCAGUUGCUUUAACACUUAGGUAAAAGCAAAAGACUCGUAAGACUAGUUUUAUUUUCCUCUGAUUCAUCUCAGUAUUGCAGAGAUGUUUUAGACAGUGAUGCUUCACUUUGUACCUGAAACCUGAAUUGUUCAUCUGAACUUCAAGCUCUAAAAACAGAGAUGGCAGAAAAAUUCCAGAGAUUCGUGAACCCUCCCAAGGCUCAGCCACCCUCAACAAGUUUGAACAAGGAUUUUAUCCGCUGAUUUUUUCCAUUUUUCUUUGUGUAUCUUUAAACACAUGUGCAAACUUUGCAGGCCCUGAAAGGUUACUGAAGGAUUUCUUUUUUUUCUGCAGCAUGUUUCCUUUUUCUUACAGUACACACCCGGUUUGUGACUCAUAGGCUGUACAGUAUUUACAAUAAAUCAAGCAGAACAGUUAACGGGAAGUACAAAUAAAGCGACAUCCUCUCAAUAACAUUCCUGUAUAUUGGACAGCUCAGAAUUCAACUGAGAUUACAUUCACUGAUUAUGCAACUUUGUAUAUGAAGCUAUAACUCUCUGUCAGUGUGGUUUAUAAGAAAGUUGAGUGCGUCACUGCACGUUUGCAGGAACAUGAAGAAAGGGGAAAAGAAUGAGUUACCAAAUUCAUCCUGCAGCAGUGUCAAGAAAGAUAAAAAUACAGCUGCAUACAGAUAGUGGCUGACUGAUGCUUGUACCUGAUGUUGUGAAUGAAAUUAAAAGUACCUCUAAAACAAAGAAAUGAAUGAAACUACAGUGUUUUGUCUUCAGGUUUCCACAGAUAUUCCACAGAUGAAAAAAUCGUAUCGAAAUUUCUAAACAUAACUGUAAUUCUGAAUGAUAAAACAUUUCUCCUGCUGUGCUUCUCAGGCUCUGACAGUGCAGGUUGAGGAUGUGAGGAUCAGAGCCACUUACUCUCACAGGAAAAGGAUUCCCAUCACUGACGGCUUCUUGGAGGUGAAAGAUGGAGGCAAAUGGAGACAGAUCUGCAACGAAGGCUGGACAGAGAUGAACACCAGGGUCAUCUGCGGCAUGCACGGCUUCCCUGGGGCCAAACGGUUAAAUACCCGACCCUACAAGUGAGUGAUGGUGCCAGGACAGAGUUGUUAACUUACCAUUGUACAAGUCUUCAAUAAGUUUAUUUCUCUAAGUAGCAGUAGGUUGGGUUACUUAGUGUCCAGGUGAUAGAAAUAUAUCAAUGAUCAUUCUUUGCUUACAUAUGUGUGAAAAAAAAAACGAUGAUAUCACUCUUUUUACGUAAAAAUAUUACAUUUGAUGGAAGGUAUGAUUAGUGUAUGUUGAUUUUAAGCCUUAGCCUGUUUAGGUCUGUUCAGCUGAAACAAACUUAUGUAACCACGUUUGUUUACACUAGUCAUCACUCAUCUCCCCAUCCACUCUGCACACCGACAUAAAACAGACUCAAGCAUGAAAAUUCUUGACCGAAAGCCAGCUGCAGUCUGAGUUUUUAGAGAAUGAAGGAUGGGACUUUCUGGGAAACGACUUGCUGCACUACAGUAAAAAACAGUGGCUCUUUUGGCUUUAUCAAACUAUUUCCCCCUGAGCAGGAGUGUGAACAUGCUGUCCUUGUUAAAUAUCAAAACCAUGUAGCCCAUUACAAAGCCAGCUUUUUCCUAGAACUCUUGUCCCCUUAUGUUUAUUUUGGUAACAUGGGCAGCCGAGUUCAAAACAACACAGAUGCGGACUGCAAAAUACAAAUACCAUAUGAGGAAGUUUCUUGGUCUAGUCGCUGCAUGAAAGAAGACAGCUUGUUGUUCUUUAAAAUAGCAAUGUCUAAAAUUCAAAUCAGAUCUUGAAAAGAAAUGUCUCCCUGCACUCCAUGAAGAUUGAGGCUUAGGUGAAGGGCUGCAUUUUCAUUAUUAUUUUUAAUUAGAGGAUAGGUUGUCCAUAAAAGUUGUUGAAAAUGCUUCUUACAAUUACUUAGAGCCCAAACAAUAUCCCGAAGUUGCAUGUUUGACCAACAAAUGAUACAAAACCCAAAUAAAUCACUUUUACCAUCUGCCAUGACAUAAAAAAGCGGAAGACGCUCACAUUUUUGCUUGAACCAGCAAAUCUCAACACUUUUUUAUUCGCUCAAAAGUUGACUUAUACAACUUACUGAUUAUCCAACUUAUUGGUAGAUCAAUUACAUAACAACAUCUACAUAACAAGUAAACUCAGUAAUUACUGUUGCUUUGGUUCGACGGUCAUUAAAGUUUACACAAUUACAUGAGUUUAUGUCGUUCAGAAUACACAUCCAGUCAGCGUUGGUCUCCCGGAGCUUCAAACUCACCACUGUUAAAUCUAAACCAGACAUAAGAAUUAACUCUUAAACACUGAGUCAGUGGAAUAAGUAUGUAUCCAAGGUUGUAACUUUAAUGUUUUAGCUUUCUGUAGCAUGAAGACAAAGGAUAAGAAGCUGACUUUCAUUAGAAAUGUUUCUACAUUUUAAAGUUUUGGAAAUCACUAUCUUAUUUGAUUCAGCUCAUAAAGUACUUUUUGGCAUGUAAGGGUAGAAAAAAAAAGUAUGAGAUGCAGCAAACCAACAGAAAACAUCUUUCAUUUUGUUUUUCACAUUUGUAAGCAUGUCGUGUUGUUGCUAUGGCCCUGCAGGGCUCCACUGAGGAGGAAAACUAUCUCAUUGAGUCAGUAUUUUAUCUGCAAAAGGAUCUCCUCACUAAACAAAGCAGAGACAGCUCCACAAAAUUAAAACCUCUGAAUCAAAGUUGGCACCUCUUCAAAUUUAACCAACCAUAAAUAGUUCUUGUUUUUAAACUGUCUUAGUGCUUCAUUCUGUUUAGGGCAUCUGGAUAAACUGCAUGAGGGGCUGUAAAUGUGGCUCAUGCUGCUUUCAUUACAUGGUCUGCUUCUUUUGAGGCUCAGACCUGAUGCAAGCCCCUCUGUUGUUGGGGUCUUCAAUGACCCUAAGUUGAUGGCUUCCAAACAAGUACAGGGGUCAUGGGAAUGUUAAGGUAUUCUCACAACAAUUACCCCAUUGAGCUUGACCAAAAGGAUGAGCAUUGUUCUUUACACUUAAUGACUAAAAGCCUCACCCCCCUAUUGUACAUUUAGGUAACACUUUACUUGACGCCUAUCUCUACAACGUAUUAUAAAUAUAUGUAUAAUGUGUUAUAAUCCCGUUAUAGCACUGUAUAACUUUUACGGUUAUUAACACUCAUAAAUGAUCAUAAUGCUUUAUAGCAAUAAUCAAUAAUUACAAUAAUCACAUAGCAAUAAACACAUUAUAAAGCAUUUUAUCAUGACUUACAAGGUCAGGUAUUAUAAUGUGUUAUAACUAUAAACAACUCACUGACAAUGCCCACAUAGAUAAUGCAUUAUAUAUAUAUUUAUGAUGUGUUAUAAUUUGCUCAUAAACUUUAAUAACUAUCAUUAUUAACACUCAUUGAUUAUCAUGAGGCUUUAUAACAGUAAGCAUAACACCAUAUUUUACCAUAUUUUUAAAACUAUAUUAAAAAAUUCAUCACUUCACAUUCAUACCUAACCAUCGACAGAUCAAGUCAAUCCAAUCCAAUCAGUAACAAGCUGCUCUGAAAGCUCCUCUUUGAUGCAGUGGCAUGUUCUUGUGGAAAACUCUCAACAUCUGAGUCGUAAAAGAGAGGUGAGCCUUAAGUGUUGGAUAACAGCCUCCCAUCUGCUCUGAAUGCAUCAAAAGGAGUACUUUAAAAAAAAAACACGUGCUGCAGGAAAUCCAUGCCACAAUGACAUACCAUCAGAUAGCCAAAAAACGACAGAGAUGAUUCAUGUCCUCUGUGUUGGAUGUUCUCUCUGAGGCAGUCUGCACAUUUUGGCUUGAUCUGACACACAUGGGAACUUGAAAGACUGAAAAAAUGUUGGUCAUUAAUCUUCAAAGAAUCCUUUCUGGUGUUUGCAGUGACUUGUUAACACACACACAGAAAAAAAGCGGUUUUAUUUAUCACAAUUUGUGCUUUCCUUUUCAGAUUGCUGGCCAAGCGCCGUAAGAAGAACUACUGGGGUUUCUCUGUCAACUGCACAGGAAAUGAGGCUGACCUCUCUGAUUGUAAGCUGGGCCGAGAGAUCGAGCUGAAGGGAAACCUCACUUGUGAGCAUGGCAUGCCUGUAGUGGUCAGCUGUGUGCCUGGACGUGCCUUUGCUCCCAGCGUCAGUGCAGGCUUCAGGAAGGCUUACAGGGUGGAGGUGGGUCCGAUUGCGGACACUACUUUUCUUCAGAGAAACAUAUCAGUUAGCUGUUUCUUUGUAUCAGAAAACCUGAGUGUCUCCUCUUAGAUAAAGGGCAGUGAUGUAUUAUUUUAAGAUAAACUCCCUGCCCAGCACAAAGUGUUGGCCUUUUGUGAUCCAACAUCUAACUGAAAACAUUCAGCAGGCUGCCUCACACUUUGGUUGUGCCAUAUGGACAGUGUUAAUCUCAAACACUGCAGAUGUUCAUACCAUCUGAGAUUUUUUCUUCAAGGUUAGAUCUGGAUGUUUACACAAGAAAAGCUGCUUAAAGUUAAAUGUCCAAAUCAAAAUCCGUUUAUCUUGUAGAUAUGCUGUUGAGUCAUUUUUUUACAUUAGGAAAACCACAGCCCUUUCAAGAGAAACACAGGGUUGAGUUAGUAGUUCAGUUUCCCGUAAUCAGUAGUAGAUAUAAGUCCAUUGCUGGCUUACAACAUCGCCUGCUAAUGACCAAGAGGUCAUGUAGACAAGCAUCUGGAGACACUUAAAUGGAUGAACACUAAACAAAUGCCAUGUUUAAAAUCAAAACAUCAUUUUCUAAGACUAUGUUUACUGUAUAAAUUAAGUUGUCACCAAGAUAAACACCUUUUUAUAUUCCAGUCAGCAAAGCAUUAAACCAUGUAAACCAAGUUGCACAUACUUAACUGAAGUUAGUCUAAAUAGUCUUAUAGUCUAAAUACUGCAUUCAAGUUAUUUAUUAUGACUCAAGUACAGUUAAAGUGAUAAGGCCAUCUGCUGCUGUAGAAAUAUGCAAAAGUAACCGUUUCCUUUAAAAUUCAUCAACUCAGACUGUUUACUGACUGUUUUUCACAGCAACCCUUGGUGCGCCUUAGAGGGGGAGCUAUGAUCGGUGAGGGACGAGUGGAGGUGUUAAAGAACGGAGAGUGGGGGACUGUAUGUGACGACAACUGGAACAUUCGAGCGGCCACUGUGGUGUGUCGAGAGCUUGGAUUUGGGAGCGCCAAAGAGGCCUUGACUGGUGCCCGACUAGGACAAGGUAUGCACGGAUCAGUACUGCUGUGUAUAGUCAUUCACUGAUAUGUGUUAAGUGUGCUGCAAUAUGAUUAUAAACUGAAGAGAUAUCAUUAUGUUUUCCUCAGACUUGAAAUUGAGAUGAAUAUUUUCUAAAAGGAGAUUCAUAAUUUAAAAAUAGAAAAAAAAAGGGCUGUCCUGAUUGAAAAGCUUUGCAGGUGUUUCUGGCUGCCAAAUCCUCAAAGGGAUAUUCUGGCGUAAAAUUUAUUUAGGGUCAAACACACUGUAACACCAAGUUAGACACCCCCUCGAGAGAUGAAUUUUGCUGACCACUUGCUUCUCUGGUUAUACCAACUUUAGUAAAGACUGCACGAUAACAAUACACAGCGGUCUGAGGAGCCAUCAACCAAACCUCAACCAAAACGCCACUCUAUAGCCACAAAUAAUGCUCAGAACAGCACCUAACUUCAUCAACGGUACAUAUAGGGUCUUAGCCACAGCACUAGCCAUCAAACAUCUUUUAAGCUUUGCCUAAUUUCUAAAGCAAAGAAACUAAACACAACUCACCUAAUUUCUUCCAGCGGCCGCUUGUUUGUAGCAAGACCUCAGGACAGUCCAUUACAGACUGCUGCAGGGAGACGCAGCUCAAGGAAGAACAUUUAUGAUCAUUUCUAAAUGGAAAUGCAAUCAGACCAAGACACUAAAGGCAGAAGGACUACCAUGUCUGCAGUGCAACAUGAUUAAUAUGGUGAUUAUUACGUCAAGGAAAUCAAUCAAUCAAUCAAUCAAUCAACUUUAUUUCUAUAGCACAUUUAAAAGAACCACAAGGGUAGCCAAAGUGCUGUACAAUGACACAUAAAAACAAAUAAAACAAUCAAAGUAAUGAUCAUAAAUGUUCUUCCUUGAGCUGCGUCACCCCACAGCAGUCCGUAAAGGACUGGUCCGAGGUCUCGCUACAAACAAGCGGCUGCUGGAAGAGAGUAGGUGAGUUGUGUUUAGUCUCUUUGCUAAAGAAAUUAGGCAAAGCUAAAAAGAUGUUUGGUGGCUAGUACUAUGGCUGGGACUCUAUAUGUACCGUUGAUGAAGUUAGGUGCUGUUCUGAGCAUUAUUUGUGGCUAUAGAGUGGCUUUCUGUAUUGCUAUCGUGCGGUCAUUACAAAAGUUAGCAUGACUAGAGAAGUAAGCGGUCGGCAACAUUCAUCUCUUGAGAGGGUGUCUAACUUGGUGUUACGGUGUGUUUGACCCUAACUUAAUUUUACACCGGAAUAUCCCUUUAAGGGAAAUAAAUUCAGUGAUUCUUAAAAAGUUGAGUUCAAAAAGGAAAUCAGUCAAUGUUAAGUUGUUAGCCUUUUUGAGAUUCUGCCCUGAGAAACCAAACUUGUUUGCACUGAGAAUGAAAUUGUCUAAUUAUCCUUGAUGCUUACUGACGCCACACACAGGAGCGUAGGAGACCAUAGUCACCAUCAGGGUUAACCAGAGAUGGUUAUAGGACUCAACUGUGCACAGGUUUAUAGAUUUAAAAACUCCUCACAUUCAGUACUUAAACAUUCAACAAAGGUCCAAGCACAACUUCAAGCAGAACUCAAUCCCAGCUGUGAAAACGAAGGUGUGGACUGAAACCAGCCACAUCCAUCUCCACCUUUUCUUUGGUCUCUGUAUCCCCACCUGCUUUUGUCCACUUCAGUCAGUCCAGACUUUAAGUCAGCAUAGAAAGAUGCAUGGAGUAGCAUAUUAAUUUUUAUAACCUGACCUCAAUACUGAUUCUGUGUAAUGCAAUAUACCGCUGCAUUAUAAAAAUCAUAUGUGCGUCGAAGCAGUUGUUUCCACUUGGGCGUUAUUCUGACAGCAAAACACAAGGGUGCACAAAAUGUUCUUGCAAAAGAAAAAAAACAGGCUUUAUGAGAUCCAGCAGAGGAACUCAGUUUUGGAGAGUGCACGGGGUUAUUUAAGGGCUUUUCUGUAUGGGCUGACCACCAGAUUCUAACAUUCGUGUCACGUACAGACUGUAGGCUGGAAAAGAUGAUGAUGUUUGUUUUCCAGAGUCACUGAUGUGGAUAAAAAAAUGACAAUAAAACUUAAACGCUGUUUUGUAAUUUAAUAGGAGUGUAGGUUUUUCCAAUACAAUCAUUGUAGUUUUGUGUUUCUACAUACUUUAAGCUCCAAAGCGAUCCAGAGUUUUGUUAAACCCGCUGCAUUUUUCUGUCACCUUUAUGAGUAAAAUAUGUUUAUUUCUUCUCUAUCGAGUCUAAUCAAUCAUCUGUUGGAUGAGGCACUGACUAUGAGAUAACACCAACUCUGCUUGCUUCCUGUUGUGAUUUUAUUUUCUUCACCAGCUGCCAGUCAGCCUCAGUGUCUGGCUGCAGUUUCUGAAAUCACAUCACUAGAGACAUUCUACCCGAGUCACAUGUGACUAAAACCAGCAUGGAGAGAAUACUCUCACAUGUUAUUGUGGAAAGUCUGACUUUUAUUUUUCUCUCAAAAAAGAAAAGAAGAUGCAGAGAGGAAUUUUUUUACAGGUCUCAAGUGUCAAAUUUUCACUCAACGGGGCUGACACGGCUUAUUUCCUAUGUGCUUGGGUUCAAGGAAACAGGACAUCGUACAUCUGUCUCUAGGUGGACAUGUUGUCCUGACCAAACGCUGGUUUAGUCAUCAAGAAUACUCAAAGGAGAUGUUUGACUCUACCUGUUUUUCAAUUUUUUAGUCACAGAAAGUUAAAUCAUGGGUUGAACUGAAGAAACCCUCUGUUAUGUUUGUCUGAUUUAUGUGUUUUCUUACAGGUAUUGGGCCGGUCCACAUGAACGAGGUGGAGUGUUCUGGCUUUGAAAAAUCUCUGACAGAGUGUUACUUCAACCGUGAAGCUCUUGGCUGCAGCCAUGAGGAAGAUGCAGCAGUCAGGUGUAAUGUUCCUGCUAUGGGCUUCAACAAAAGAGUGAGUACUUCUGUUUACCUGAGAGACAUAAAAAAGACCUUUCACAAAGAGGUAGCUCACAUCUGUGGUUUUCCUUCCUUAGCUUCGGUUAAAUGGCGGCCGUAAUCCCUAUGAGGGCCGAGUGGAGGUUCUGACUGAGAGGAACGGCUCUCUGGUGUGGGGGACAGUGUGCAGUACCAGUUGGGGGACCAUGGAGGCCAUGGUAGUGUGCAGGCAGCUUGGCUUGGGCUUUGCCAGCCAUGCUUUUCAAGUAAGUUCUCUGACAUAAAUGUCGACAGCCUCUGCCACCACUGAACGAAUGCUGUGUAAAUGGGUGGAUGCGGCACGCAAUGUAAAAAUGCUGUGAGGGGUCAGAAGACUAGAAGAAGCACUAUAUAAAUACAAUCUGUUUUACCAUUUAUGGUACGGAGGAAAGGGGAUGGAUUUGCUCUUUAACCACACCUUUAAUGCUAUCAUCCUUAUUUAGUGAAGUGCAGGAGAUAAAAUGCAGGUUGCAUACAUGCAUGAUUAGAAGUAGAUAAAGCUGUUUUACCCAUUUUACUCUGUGUGUGUGUGAAGCGGUGGAUGCCAUAAACUCUCACUCUUACAAGCUUGAACUUUAUUGAUCCUUGAGGGCAAAGAAAAGACAGUGACAGUCUUGGAAACAUCAAAAACACCCAGUUGAGAGGGUCAGCUAUGUUCAACCUAUGACACAGAUGAGUUUUACAGUCCUCAGCAGGAGUGAUGGGGAAGCCUCCUCUGCUGUUUGAAGUUUUAUUUUGGAGUCUUAUCCUGCUAAAGCCCAGCAGGACUUAACAGCGUCACAGUCUAACAGUGCUGACGGUUACUUUCUGCAUUUUUAAAGGAGACCCCAGAGCUCCCUUUGAGUCAUGAGGUGACAGGCUGGUAAAAUUGAUGCAGUUAAAGUCCCCCGCCUCCUCCUAUGUGCAGAAACCAGUGGGGUAAUUAUGGUUGAUAGGUGAUGAUAUAGGCCUGGAAAAUAUUUGUGAAUCAUGACAACAGCAGGAGGUUUUAUGAGUGGAACCUGGACAGGAUCUGUUGGAGGCUGUUUAUCUCACUAUAGUGUGUUAAGAGACAAUUAUGGGCAAUGCUUCUUUAAUAUAGCAACAGGCAAACAUGUCAUUAUGUGUUUGUAGUCACUGCUGGAGCCCUCAUCUUUUGGUCAACUACAAUCCAGCAUCAUGUUCUCUGACUUACUGUAAAAUAAAAUGUCUGAUGACAUGUAUUUAUUUCCCCUCUCAAAAUAAUAACCUUUUCCAAGUCAAAUAACCAGAGGAUGAUAUCAUAAUAACACAUCCCUUUGACAGCACAUGCCAUAGGUUGCCAUUAUAAGUUCUCAAAUUAACAGCAAGCUUAGGGGUGAUAAAUGUCUGCUCCCUGUUACCACAGCAGAGAAGCAUCGGCCCCUCCGGAGACUCUUUCCUGUCUGACUCUUAAAUACUUCUGCAGGCAAAAUCCACCACCACAUGGAACAAAUGACACAGAGCUCAAGCUAUACCACUGCGUGACUGUCCACCUCAGCCCACCAUCAUGCUCCCACAUCUAUAUCCCUAGCUCAAUCCCUCACUUCCUGGGAAGUUGAUGGAAAGUAUUCUCUCAUUGGUCGUUAUCUGUGGUCAGCAAAAUGUUGUAAUAAGGCUGAGUCAGCAGCACUGUGAGGACAACAGAAUAUCCCCUGCUUGUGUGUGUGUGUGUGUGGGAUGGAUGCUCUGAUUAGAUUUGCCUUGUGGGAAAUCUGGGAUCAAAUGUCUACUUAUUGAAGUCAAGAGGAAAAACGUGGAUAAUAACUAGACCUAAAAAGCUCUGACACAAACUUCCAAAACUGUUUAAGCACGAUAUUUUCAUCUUUUUGUUCCAGUAAACUCUAGUAAACAUAGAUGGACCAAAGACUGUAUAUACAUAUAUAUAUAUAUCGAUAGAUAUCUAUAUUUAUAUGUAUAUGUAUCUAUAUACAGUUUUAGAGAUGGACUGAUGUAUUAAAACUUAAUUGCUUUUUUGUACAACAUAGAGAUAGACAUUGUUAGCAUGGCUUAUUAUUAUUAUUAUUAUUAUUAUUAUUAUUAUUAUUAAGACUAGAAACUUGUAAACCAAUAGCCUGAAAGUGUGAAACAAAAAAAACAAAAAAACAAUUAUGGUGCCAAAUUUCAGCCAUGAACUGUGGCUGCAUUUUUGUACAGAUUGACAAAUGACAUGUCUCAAUAAGUGGUUUUGGCCUCUCUUUUCUGUCAUUAUCUAUAAUCUAAACAGAUGUUGGCUCUAUGUUUUCCAUUAAGACAUUCAAGUGAUAUCAUUCCUCUCGUUUAACUACACUCAACUUGGACUGGCUCACUCGACUACCCCGAAGCCUUGGCUGGUCCUCAUACCUUAGAGGAAAAACUGACAUGACCCGGGAAAACCCCAGAACAACAAAAGUAAUGAAGACAGAAACAGACAGGCCUAGAGGUGUGUGCUGAAGAGAUCGAGGGAUGUAGAUUAGACAGUUGUGAAAGAAAAUGUCUCAGUGAAUGCUGUGACUUUAAAUGUCUGCAUUCACGACAAUGUAUUUGCAAUGUCGCGUCACUUUUUCAGCAGCACUCUCCCGUAAAGUCACUUGUUGAUCUGCUUGGUCUGACUUAUAUCUGUGUUUCUCAUUCAUCAGGAAACUUGGUACUGGGCUGGAGAUCCUUCAGCUGAUGCUAUUGUGAUGAGCGGAGUGAGAUGUUCCGGGACUGAGCUGACACUGGAUCAGUGUCUACAUCAUGGGAAACACAUUGACUGUCCCAAAGGAGGGGGCAAAUUUGCUGCUGGAGUCUCUUGUACUUUAAGUAAGAGAGUAUAUAGAUACUCUUCUUUUGUGGUAUCAUACAACUUAUUUGAGAAUUUGGGGGUUUUCUGAUUCAUGUUGUUCCUAAAUGCCACUUAUUUUCUCUCUCUCCCAGCUGCCCCAGACCUGGUCCUCAGUUCUCAAGCUGUUGAGCAGACCACCUACCUGGAAGACAGGCCCAUGUACGCACUGCAGUGUGCCCAUGAAGAGCGCUGUCUGUCCUUGAGCGCUGACAAAGCCGACUCCACUUCCUACCGCCGCCUCCUUCGCUUCUCUUCACAAAUCCACAACAACGGCCAGUCAGACUUCAGGCCACGAGCUGCACAUCACUCCUGGGUUUGGCACGAGUGUCACAGGUGAGACAUAAUGGUGGUGUUUGUAUUUGCCUCUCUUUUAACAUGUGGACUGUAAAGAAAUCAGAGGUGUUUAUACCCAACACUCCUUUGUAUUACAAUAACUCAAACACUGAUCACUGAUAUUUGACCAGCUGCGACACACUGUCAUUAAAGGGAUAUUCUGGCGUAAAAUUAAUUUAGGGUCAAACAGACUGUAAAACUGAGUUAGACACCCCCUCGAGAGAUGAAUGUUGCUGACCUCUUGCUUCUCUAGUUAUACCAACUUUAGUAACAACUGCACGAUAACAAUACACAGUGGUCUGAGGAGCCAUAUGUAAACCUCAACCAAAACACCACUCUAUAGCCACAAAUAAUGCUCAGAACAGCACCUAACUUCAUCAACGGUACAUAUAGAGUCCCAGCCAUAGUAGUGGCCACCAAACAUCUUUUUUGCUUUGCCUAAUGCUUUAGCAAAGAGACCAAACACAACUCACCUACUCUCUUCCGGCAGCUUGUUUGUAGCGAGACCUCAGGCCAGUCCAUUAUGGACAGCUGCGGGGUGACGCAGGUCAAGGAAGAACAUUUAUGAUCAUUUCUCCCUGGAACUGCAAUCAGACCGAGACGCUAAGGCAGAAGAACUACCGCAUCUGCAGUGCAAAAUGAUUAAUAUGAUGAUUAUUACUUCAAGGAAAUUAUAAAGAAGGGGGUGUCUAACUUGGUGUUACGGUGUGUUUGACCCCAAAUUCAUUUUAUGCCGGAAUAUCCCUUUAAUUGUUAACAUUGUGAUAAUUAACUUGAAACCUUUUUAUGUAGAGGACAAAUAGAUUCACUUUUAUUAAUUAAGUGCUUAUUCCAAACAUGCGACCCUAAGACACUUUAAAAGAGAAGCAGCUUAGACAGUACUGGUUUUUUUUUGGUAGUUUACACAGGCCCACCAUGAGCAAGCCAACAUAUGGCUACUGUGGCAAGGAAAAAACUCCUUUUAAAAGGAAUAAACCACAAGCAGAACCAAGUUCAUUGGGUACGUCCAUCUGCUUUGACUGGGAGGGCUGAAGAGGUUGAACAGAGGGAGAGACAGACAGAGAUGGAAAGAGACAAAAUACAAGGCUACAGCAACAACCGAUUCUGCAGACUCAUUUGUACAAUGUUAAAGGCCAAAUGUGUGUAAAAUCAGCAAUAAUAGAGUGGAAAUGAUGAUUUAAGUAUAGCUGACAAUUAAUACCAUGACAGUUAAGGUCAACAUGUCUGUUAUUAGCAUUUACAACUCUAAUAAAUACAAUAAGGAAAAAAAAAUAGCUGUAAGAGUAAAUACUAGUCUACAGUUGGUGGACUGAACACAGUUCUUCCCUUAUGCUGAAAUUCAGGCUGUGUUGAAAGGUGAUAACAACACUGGUGACAAUAGUGGACUUAUUCUAUCUGACAUAUAUAGUCUGUUUAUUAUAGUUUCAUAUUUAGACCCAGAAGAGUGAGGGUAACAAUCUGCUGAAAAGGAGAUGGAGAAUUCAGUGUUCUGGCUUCUAGUGAAUGAUGUACAGAUUUAGUUUUUUUUUAUGUUUAAACUGAGUUUAAAAAAAAAGUAAUAACAGCCUACUUCCUUCAAAGUUCAUUCACUCCACAGACAUCUAUGUUUUCGCUGCCCUCCUGCAUGUUGCAUGCAUAAGUGUAUGUUAGAAAUUGCGGGGCUGCUAAAAGUAGAAAUAAAUAUAUAGGAUGUUUGACCAUUGUGUGUUUUUUCUAUCCGAUCCAGACAUUACCACAGCAUGGAGGUUUUCACUCACUAUGACCUGCUGAGUCUAAACGGCACCAAAGUAGCAGAGGGACACAAAGCCAGCUUCUGUCUGGAGGACACGCAUUGUGACGAAGGUAAAUAAAGCUGCGUUACUUUUUGCUUCAUUUUUAUAAUAUACUGGGCUUUGUGCAGGGUUCAUCUUACAGAGUUUCUGUCAUACAACUGAAUAAUAACUGAAGCGAUUUUUCAUGUUGACAACAGGUAUCCAGAAAAGGUACGAAUGUGCAAACUUCGGGGCUCAGGGCAUCACAGUAGGCUGCUGGGAUACCUACAGACAUGACAUUGACUGUCAGUGGAUUGACAUCACUGAUGUGAAGCCUGGGGACUACAUCUUCCAGGUAAAAUACUCGGUCUAGACAUAAAAGAUUUAUUCCAUCUGCUGGAAAGACUGUUUCAUCAGCAGCCAGCUCAGCCUUACAGACCAAACAUAUUCCUCGACUUUCCACCUAUCUGCAUCUGCCUCUCUUUGGCUUUUAGCCUGAGUACACUCACAUUGAGACAUGAAUAAGCAAGCAGGGGUUAAGAGAGGACACAACUUAGUAAAGCUGCUACAAAGCUGAAUUUGCUAUCUUCAAGUUAUAAGACAUCCAACAAGAAAAAAACCUUUUGUCUGCUUUCAGAACUUGUAUUCUGUUAGGUCACACUGUUACCCUGGUGCUACAAUCUCAUUCUGUAUUCAGAAUUGUGUGUAUAAAUCUGCUGUUAUAUCAGUAAGUCAUGAAUAAAUAAAGAAUAAGAUGAUGCUUGUUAAUGAUCAACAAAAACUGCUUUUGCUCUUGCAGAUUGUUAUAAACCCAAACUAUGAAGUUGCAGAAUCAGAUUACACCAACAACAUAAUGAAGUGCCGCUCCCGGUACGAUGGCCAGAGGAUAUGGACGUACAACUGUCAUAUAGGUAAGAGUUUAACCUUGCAAAGAUCAACAUCUCCUCAACAUGAACCAGACUAUGUUUGAUCUCAUUCAUGCUAAAGAUAGGUUUGUUUAUUUAUUGAACCUUUAUUUAACUGGGAAAAAAACUCAAUGAGGUGGAAAGUUACUGUCAUAAGUCUCAUCUCUUUUAAGGAGUAUCCUGCUCGAGAAAGGCAGCAUAAUAAUCAACAUUUGAAUAAAAACAAGAGCAUUUUAACAGUUUAAUGAUAGAGUUCAUCUUGAACAGUGAACACUGAUCUCACUAGACUGUAAAGUAUUUCUGAUUAUCUACAGUUAUUAGUAACCUUUUGUUUACCACCAACACUUCAAAAAUGGUCAUACUAUUUACUAGGUAAAAGUAGACGGUUAAAGAUAAGAGAUAAGAAUUUUAUUGAUCCUGAAGGGAAACUGAACUGUCAGUUGUCUUGUGUCAUCUACUAUUUACAGAAGAAUUAAACAGUCUGAUGGCUGUGGGUACAAAAAUCUGUUUACUAAUAAAAAAAAAAAGUACUAUGAACUAUUGACAAAGGUUUGGCUCACCAGGUCAGUAUCCUAAUUACCCUACAGCAUAACUGGCUGCAGUGAUGUGUAUAUUUAAAUUUUACAGCAUUAACUCAAUGACAAAAGUAAAGAAUAACAUUUUCAUUGGACAGUUCCAUAUUGAAUGCUUUAAUCAGUCCUCCCUGAAAAUCCUCGAUGAAUGCAGAUAAAUGUACGACAACAGAAAUAACACAAAGCUAUCAUUUCAGGAAAAUAUCCUAUGUCUAACAAACACAAUGCUCUGCAUGUUAACUCAGUACAAACUUAGUAAAUCCCAUCUAUGAGCAAUCUUCCUUCACAGAGGUAAGAUAUGUGUUGACAGGAGUUAGUCAAUGACAGUGACAGAAAAUGACUGAGCAGUAACACUGAGUUAGACUCCAUGAGGACAAAUUUGACUUAAUUAAAAACUUAUGAAACCUUCAAGUUCCAUUUAAUGUGGAGAAAGAAAAACUGAACACUUUGCCUCAAAAAGCAUCCAUGACAAUUAAACUUUGUGUUAGACAAAUGCAUUUAAAAAAUAACAUCAGUUUUUAACAAAAACGGGAAAAAAAGAUCUUUCUUAUCCAGUAAGACAACACUGUCUUUUAAAUCACUAUCUUUUCUUAGAUACACUUUGUUAUCUUUGCCACAGAUCAGAUUCACUCAAUUUACAUUUAUAAGUUUAAGUUUUGUACUGCCCGUAAAAAACAAGUUGUGACAACAACACACAAAGUAUUGAACAUCUGCAACCAAAUCCUGAGAGUCCUUCGAGUAAGAUGAAACCAAAAACCAGUUUGUAGGGUCUUAGUGGCAUCUAGUGGUGAUGUUGCAAAUGGCAACCACUUCCCUCAUACCGCGGCAGCUAACUAAAGACUCUACUGAGCUUGAAUUUGUUUUGUCCCUUUUGAGCGUUUAAGAGACUUAAUGCCCUUUAGUGCAAAAGAUGGUCUCUAUUCAAGAGGACUCAAAAGGGCUUAUUUGAAGAUAAGAGGUUCUAGGUUAGUGCUGUGGCACAAUGACAUGCUCAUGUUAAGAGGCUACAGUUUAAUACUAGCAAUGUAGUUUCAAUUACUAUCUGCAGCCAUGGCGCUCCAAACUCUCUCUUCCAGCCUCCGACUCUACCCACCGUCCUGUCCUCUCAAUAAAGGCCUACAAGCCCCAAACUGAAUGAAACAAAAACAAAGCAGAUUUCAGUUACCCAUCCCGCUUAACCUUUGCAAGGAGAAACUUCCUGCCUUGAAACACCUUUCAACAACAUGUAAUCGAACACUUCUGUGGGGCUAUCACAUCAUGUGGCAUCAGCCUGGAACUUUCACUUCCUCCACCGUACAACACUGGUGCAUCGUUGUUUUAUAAUCACUGAAUUGAACAUGAAACUGCGGUCAUUUUCUACGACGUAACAGCAACUUUGAUUCUGCGUUCAGCUCAAGGGAACCCUAGCAGGGUUGAUGUUGCUUAUCCACAGCAGUCACUCUCUUCAGACUUUGCCUUGACCGCCCAUCUCUUUGAACUGAUCAGUACAGCAGGAGAACAGGACUGGGUGGAGAACUUCUACUUGUAGUCCAAGAUGGCCAGUGUGCUGAAGCAGACCUCUGCCAGACCUCUGUGUUAAAAAAAUUGAAUAAAUACACAUUAAGAAUACACUUUUUUUUUUGUUAGAGGAUAGAUGUGCUUCAAAGUUAGUCAGUGACAGAAAAUGGAAUUGUAGUUCUGCUGUCUCUGGUCACUUCAUUUUCUCUCUUGUCAUUACUUCACAGGUGGCACACUGGGCACAGACAUAGAUGAAAUGUUCCCUGGGUUGCUGACCAACCAGAUUUCCCACAGGUAGACCACCAAUGGACAACACAGACAUACGAAUAUGAAUAUUUGACAACCACUAGAGGAGCAGAGCUUGAUUGCUGUUGGGCUCAGGACUCAACAAGUACAAAGGGCAAAGACUCAAGGGGAGGAAAAACUACUCGCUUACUCAAUUUGUUGCCCACAUUCAAGUGUUCUUAUUUUUUUAAUGCCUUGUUGCCUUUGUUUAAGUGAAAUGAAGGUUUUGACCUGGUGCUUUUUAGGAGAGAUGUUUCAGCAAGUUGCAGUCGAAUAACUUAUUAAAUAAAACGCUUUAGCAGUUGUCUUUCCUACCAAAGUUUUCAGAGUUUGUUGACAGCCUAAAAUCAAAAACCAUUAGAUGAGACCCAUACACUUAUGUGGAUUUCCUUUGGAGGACUGAACAUAGUUUGCUGCUAAAUCUGGUGCUACGAUGAAAUUUUGCACUUUGCGUGUUUCAUGUUACAGGAAACAGAGGCAGUACGUUUUUGUGAUUACUGUAACGAACCCUUUCACAAGAUUCUGUAAGUGACAAGAAUGAAAAAUCUUGACAUACGACUAAAACUGAAACUUAGAGUAAUAGAAGUUGGAUUGACUUGUACAUUGUUAGUCAGGGUGCCUCUAAAGAUGACUGCAUUACAUUUUGUUUAUCUAUGAUAACAGCGAAUGGAUUUGUUCCAUUUUGAAAUGUUCAGCCAAAAACUGUCAGCAUGAAGCUGUGGGGGAAAAGUGCCUUUGUUUCCAGGAUUUUGCAUUUUUCAUACUUGAGCUUCAUCUUUUAUUUAUUAAUAUUUUCUUCUUGGUUCCAUCAUAAGACAUUUUGUAUCAUCAUGUUAUGUGCAUCCCCUAAGCUCGUCUCUUGUUGUUCAAGUUUUGUUACAUCAUUACCAUCAGGGACUAUGAUUACAUUGUGGAUGUUGUGUAAAAGCCACAAAUGUAUGUGAAAAUGCCUUCUUUUUGUUGUGUAAAUUAGUUUUUUUAAUGUAGCAAGAUCAAGAAUCCUUCAUUUUAAAAGGGUACUUGUUGCCUGCUGCCUUACUGUUUUUAUUUUGUAUGCAUGGGUGAAUGUGGAAAAUAAUGCAUUUUUUGAAAUAAAAAAAUGGUCAAAGCAGGAA